Molecule: messenger RNA, 1760 nt
Organism: Megalops cyprinoides (Indo-Pacific tarpon)
Lineage: Eukaryota; Metazoa; Chordata; Actinopteri; Elopiformes; Megalopidae
Gene: glra4b
Product: glycine receptor, alpha 4b
Exons: 10
Coding region: 269-1750 (493 amino acids)
Biological process (GO): nervous system process; chemical synaptic transmission; chloride transmembrane transport
Cellular component (GO): synapse; neuron projection; plasma membrane
Molecular function (GO): glycine binding; transmembrane signaling receptor activity; chloride channel activity
Source: RefSeq, a predicted model, not a curated record
GAAAAGCACACAUUCCCCCAUACAAACAGACACAUGCUCAAUCUCAUGCCAGCACCCUCAGCCUGACAGCCAGGGAGAACGCACUCCUGGAUCUUACACUUGCGAGGACAGAGUGGGUAGGGGAACAGAGAACUUUCUGUAAGGAUUUGCCUUGAUCGCAGAACAAGACAAUGUCCUCCCGCCGAGAUUCACGCACCGCUCACUGGAUUUAGUAGUUCCUCAAGAUUAUUUGCCCCACAGAUUGUUCAGCGAGGCUGAGAAGCUGAGGAUGCUAUCACAAUUCCUACGGAUUCUAUAUGUCCUGCCUUUUUGCUUUUUUCAAGGCAAUUUCAUCAGGCCUGGCUCUUGUAAAGAAGAGAUAAAGUCACCCAGCAGGUCUGCAAAGCCCAUGUCACCAUCUGACUUCCUGGACAAGCUCAUGGGAAGAACCUCAGGGUAUGAUGCCCGAAUCAGGCCCAACUUUAAAGGUCCUCCAGUUAAUGUCACUUGCAACAUCUUUAUCAACAGCUUUGGAUCCAUAACAGAAACAACCAUGGAUUACCGUCUCAAUGUAUUCUUACGACAACAGUGGAAUGACCCUCGUCUGGCCUACAAGGAGUACCCUGACAACUCCCUGGACCUAGACCCAUCCAUGUUGGACUCUAUCUGGAAGCCAGACCUGUUCUUUGCGAAUGAGAAGGGUGCCAACUUUCACGAGGUCACCACAGACAACAAGCUACUGCGCAUCUUCCAGAAUGGCAAUGUAUUGUAUAGCAUCAGGCUGACGCUGAUCCUGUCCUGCCCCAUGGAUCUGAAGAAUUUCCCUAUGGAUAUUCAGACCUGCACUAUGCAGCUUGAAAGCUUUGGCUACACCAUGAACGACUUAAUCUUUGAGUGGCUGGAUGUGAGCCCUGUGCAGGUAGCUGAAGAUCUGAUGCUCCCCCAAUUUGUCCUGAAAGAGGAGAAGGACCUGGGCUAUUGCACCAAGCACUACAACACAGGCAAAUUCACCUGCAUCGAGGUGAAGUUCCACUUAGAGCGGCAGAUGGGCUACUACCUGAUCCAGAUGUAUAUCCCCAGCUUGUUGAUUGUCAUCUUGUCCUGGGUGUCCUUCUGGAUUAACAUGGAUGCAGCGCCAGCCCGGGUGGGCCUGGGUAUCACCACGGUGCUCACCAUGACAACCCAGAGCUCUGGCUCACGGGCCUCUCUUCCCAAAGUGUCCUACGUGAAGGCUAUCGACAUCUGGAUGGCGGUGUGCCUACUGUUCGUGUUCGCCGCCCUUCUGGAGUAUGCUGCUGUCAACUUUGUCUCACGGCAGCACAAAGAGUUCAUCCGGCUGAGGAAGAAGCAUCGCAGACAGAGAAUAAUCCUGGCUAGCCAACCGGGAAGCGUCGAGUCACUGCGGAAAGUGAACGACCUGCCGGGCAACGGCUCCACCUAUGGGAACCUGCACCAGCACUGCAGCACCUGCGCCAGGGAAGAGGAGCUGGUGCGGGACAGCCGUGGGUUUUACUUCCGCGGUUAUGGACUGGGCCACUGCCUGCAGGGGAAAGACGGGUCGGCCGUGGAGGGCGCCACCGUCUUCACUACCCCGCCGCCCAUGUCCGCCCUGUAUGACAGCGACUCUCUCCGCAAGAGGUUCGUGGACCGGGCCAAGCGGAUCGACACCAUAUCCAGGGCUGUCUUCCCGUUGAGUUUCCUCAUUUUCAACAUUUUCUACUGGAUCACCUACAAAGUCCUGCGACACGAAGACAUCCACGCAGCCUUGUAACCUGCUUCUA